AUGGAAGUACUAUUUAAAAUUGAUUUUAAAUCGUUGUCACAUUGGAAAGAAGUUAUUGAAAAAAUUAACGUUGCUCAGAUUGAAUAUAAAGAAAAACUUUUAAAAGCAAAGAAACGUAAAUAUGAAAUAGUAAAAAAACUUUAUAUACAAAAUUAUAGAGUUUCGCCAUUUGAAUUAACACAAAAGCUUGCAAGAACGGCUAACUUGUGGAAGGAAUUUUAUAGCAAUGUGAAAAAACAUAAGGAAUCUUCUAAGAUAGAAGAUUCAGUUCUGUCCUUGCGUAAUGUUACUGUUGAUGGAGACGAAGAAAUUGUUCCUGAAGAAAUAGACACUAAAUCAAACGGUCACCCCAAUUCGGAAGUGAUACAAUCAAAGGAUCCAAUCAUUUUAAGGACAGAGGAAGAGCAAGAUUCUAAGUCGAAUAGCCCUCGUUUACUUCCAGCUAACAUUUGCACAAACCCACAUAAAAUAUUAUCAUCUAUUGAGACUAAUUAUAUUGCUUUAAGCUAUAAAGAAAGUAAAAAUGUUCAUAAGGAUUCUAAAUCGGAUACAACCAACGAAAUUGGAACUAAAAACGCUGAAGAAAUUCUUCACAUUCCAAUCAUUGGACAAUUUGAAAAAAGUAAAUCUGUAAAUAUUACUGAAACUGUAAACAUUCCUCAAGUUUAUAUGUGGCAAGUUAAUGCAAAAUGUGGAUACCCAAAAGGAAUUGUUCAAAUUCAAUUAUAUGGCAAUACAGCAUAUGAUUUAUACAUAAGGAAAAAGAACAUAGAUUUUAUAAAUGAAUUUGAAGAUUCACGUAGUAUUGGAUCGCAUAAUGUCACUCUUACUACGGAGAGUUUAAUGCAAAAAAUAACUGAUGUUGAUACUGAUACACAAAAGAAUACGCUUUUGUCUUCUAAGGUAUUGGAUGUAAACAACGAAAAUGAAACAAUAACAACUUUUGAUGUCGUAACACUUGUGCUGAACGACAUACUUAACCUUGUAUAUGAACCAUUUAUUUUUAAGAAGACAUAUUUUCGAUUAUUUCCCAAAUCAAAAAGAGGAGUUCUCGUCUACUUUACCAAAGCAAAGUAUGUUGGUUACCACCAUAGAUAUUACGAGUUUGUAUUUUGUGACUCAGAUGAUAAAAGUUUUACUAAAACGAUCAAAAUUUUUGCUGAAGUUCUACCACAUCCUAUUUUAAUACAUCCGGCUUUACUGGAUAUGUCACAAUCACCUGUGAUAUUUGGCCAAUGCCAAGAUCAUUUUACGAUUAUCAAUACACACAAAGUUUUCCCUGUUACAAUAACAAUAAAAACCACUAAUAAAAUGGACAAGAUAUUUCAAAUCAUGCCCAGAGUUACAGCGAUUCUUCCGCAAUCAAAUAUAAAAUUUAAAGUUACAUUUUGUAAAGAAAAUAUAAACGUCGCAGAAAUGUAUGAUAUAAUGGCGUACUUUACAAUUAAGAUAAUUAUUAAUGGUGACAGUUCGAUCUACAAAGAUGUUCCUCCGUUUUAUUAUGAAAUAAUAGCUCCAUGUGCUAAAGAAUUAAUUCGAAUUUACCAAAAACAAAAUUUAUUAAAUGAACUAUCAGAAUAA
Molecule: messenger RNA, 1581 nt
Organism: Vanessa atalanta (red admiral)
Lineage: Eukaryota; Metazoa; Arthropoda; Insecta; Lepidoptera; Nymphalidae
Exons: 2
Coding region: 1-1581 (526 amino acids)
Source: RefSeq, a predicted model, not a curated record